AUGGCUGUUCCUGGACCCCCUCCGUUCCUCCUACCACCGCUGCUGUUACUGCUGCUGCUCUGCCUGGCAUCCAUGCCUGCAGCUGCAUACACGCUCACCCCUGGACGACAGCCACAACACAAAGUCCUGCACCUUGACUGGCCUAAAGAUUGUGGCAUGGCUCACUUCAAGCCUAACAUGGCUGAGAGGAUUGUAUCUGGAAACGAGGCCAGACCUCACUCCUGGCCCUGGCAGGUUUCACUACAGGUUCGCCCCAGGGGCAGUAAACACUUCAUCCACGUGUGUGGAGGAACCCUCAUUCACAAGAACUGGGUCCUCACCGCUGCUCACUGUUUCCAGAAGGGAAAAGCUGAGGAUAGUGGGAGCUGGAGGAUUGUUCUGGGAAAACACCAGUUGAAGCGGUCGGAAACGGCAGAGAGGAUUUUCCCCGUCAAGAGAAUCUACCGCCACGAACACUUCCGUUACCCUACACACAGCGAGCUGGACUAUGACAUUGCCCUGGUGAAGGCUGCUACAGAUAUCCUGCCUUCUAAUUUCAUCCGUUACGCCUGCCUGCCGCGCAAGCAGACCAACCUAAAACCAGGACACUACUGCUGGGUCACAGGCUGGGGAGACACCAGGGGUGGCAAGGAGAACGUUUCUCUAGCUGAGGCGCUGAAUCAAGCACGUCUGCCCAUCAUUGACUACAAGACCUGCCGCCAGAAGAAAUUCUGGGGUGACCGUGUCAGAGACUCCAUGAUCUGUGCUGGCUUCAGAGACACAGAGGGCCCACCUGCUGCAUGCCAGGGUGACUCUGGUGGCCCUCUGCUGUGCCAGCUGGGGCGAGACCGUUGGGAGGUGCAUGGCGUGGUGAGUUUCGGUCCCAUCGGCUGCACCGUGGAGAAUAAACCCAGUGUAUUCACUCGCACUGCUGCCUAUAUCCCCUGGAUUGAAGCAACGCGUAUCAGGGACUUCUUCCUGCACUGA
Molecule: messenger RNA, 966 nt
Organism: Lampris incognitus (smalleye Pacific opah)
Lineage: Eukaryota; Metazoa; Chordata; Actinopteri; Lampriformes; Lampridae
Exons: 6
Coding region: 1-966 (321 amino acids)
Biological process (GO): proteolysis
Molecular function (GO): serine-type endopeptidase activity
Source: RefSeq, a predicted model, not a curated record